AGACACGUUCUGGCGGAAAUUUCGUAUCGUCCGCUAUGAAAAAUACAAUCCUGCCUUCUCGUUUCCUUUUCUCAAAUUACAGAUUGACCGUUCUGAAAAUGACAAGCCUGGAGAAUAUAAAAAACAUAUGGAAAACUGCGGACGCUGUAACGUUCGAUGUGGAUUCCACGGUCAUAACGGAGGAAGCUAUCGACGAGCUCGCUAAUUUCUGUGGGAAGGGAGAGGAAAUCACUAAGUUGACAAAGCGGGCUAUGCAAGGUGAUAUGACGUUUCAGCAAUCAUUAUCUGUGAGACUGGGGAUCAUAAAUCCAAGUUUGACGCAAGUGAGACAGUUCCUGAAUACGCAUCAACCAAAAUUUACCCCUGGCAUCAAAGACCUGGUGUCCGCUUUACAAGCUCGUGGGAAGGAAGUGUUUCUCGUUUCCGGCGGUUUCCGCUGUCUCAUCACACCGAUCGCGGCGCAACUUAACAUCCCACCUGAGAAUAUUUAUGCCAACAGAUUAAAAUUUUUUUUCACGGGGGAAUACGCUGGGUUCGACGAGUCUCAGCCGACUUCUAAGAGCGGUGGCAAAGGAGAAGUAGUACGUCUUAUAAAAAAAGAAAAAGGCUUUAAAAUCGUCGUACAUGUCGGCGACGGGUCAACAGAUUUAGAAGCCUCACCACCAGCGGAUGCAUUUAUAGGAUUCGGUGGAAAUGUAGUUAGGGAAAACGUAAAGUCACGCGCGGAAUGGUUCGUCACAAACUUUGAUGAUCUCAUAAAAUGUUUAUAGACAUGUAAUAUUUUUUAUGAAAACGAAAUCCCGUUAUUUUAGUCAAAAUGUUUUAUAUAUAGUUUUUUACAUAUUUAGUCAAAAUGUAAAAAAAAUUAAAUCUGCUUGAACAAAAAGGAUGGUUAUUAUUAACGGAUGAAACAAAAAUGCAACUG
Temnothorax curvispinosus is the source of this 925-nucleotide messenger RNA. RefSeq names its product phosphoserine phosphatase (gene aay). The transcript has 6 exons. The record is from RefSeq and is a predicted model, not a curated record. Gene Ontology annotation, molecular function: L-phosphoserine phosphatase activity; magnesium ion binding. NCBI's taxonomy places the organism in Eukaryota, Metazoa, Arthropoda, Insecta, Hymenoptera, Formicidae. Bases 36 to 770 code for a protein of 244 amino acids. Gene Ontology annotation, cellular component: cytoplasm. Gene Ontology annotation, biological process: L-serine biosynthetic process; dephosphorylation.